Tilletiopsis washingtonensis is the source of this 2272-nucleotide messenger RNA. RefSeq names its product CBF-domain-containing protein. The record is from RefSeq and is a predicted model, not a curated record. The transcript has 6 exons. Lineage: Eukaryota; Fungi; Basidiomycota; Exobasidiomycetes; Entylomatales. Gene Ontology annotation, biological process: ribosome biogenesis. Bases 36 to 2243 code for a protein of 735 amino acids. Gene Ontology annotation, cellular component: Noc4p-Nop14p complex; nucleolus; small-subunit processome.
ACCGCAUCUCCAGUGCCCUGCGACUCACACACACCAUGGUCGCCAAGGUUCGCACCGCCGCGUCGGCCUCUGCCGCAUCCUCUUCCAAGGCCACGCCGCAGGCUGCGCGCCUCGCUGCGCUGCAGCACGCGCUCUCGGCAUCCACCGACCUCAACCCGCUGGCCGAGCUGCUCGACUUCAUCCCCUCGCUCGCCGCGCCUGCACCCGACGCUGCACUGCCCAAGGCCGUCGCUGUGCUCGUGCAUGCUCUACAGUCGCUGCUUUCCGCGGGCCGCAUCCCGAUCGAUGCCGCUGUCGACGCCGAGGGCCGCCUCGUCGCCGCCACGAAGCAGGGUGAUGCCGCCAAGGAGGUGCGACACUGGAUGGCGCAGCGCUGGAACGACGCCGUGCAGCUGCUAUGCCAGCUGCUCGGCCACACUGACCAGGCUACGCGAAUCCUCGCGCUGGAGCAGCUCCUGAGCCUGCAGCGCUCUGCGAGCAGUGCGCUUUCCACCAUGCGCAGCGUCACAGCCGGCAAGGCAGGAGCCAGCGCCGAGGCCAAGGGCGAGUGGUCGCAGUCGCCGUUCCGCUCUCUGAUUCUGUCGCUCCUGGCCGGCCCGCCAUCGCUGCGCGGCGCUGGCUCCGAGCGCGUUGAGCUCGAGGCCGAUGUGCGCGAGACGUUCGCCGAGACGUACCUUGAGUGCUUCGACGACGUGCGGUACUGCGUCUGCCGCGAGGUCCGUGCCAUUCUGCAUGCGCCGCCCACGUCCGCUGCAUCCGCGCCGCUGCGGCGGAACGGCACGCAGCUUCUGCUGCUGCUCACCGCCAUCCCGAAGGUGCAGGCCGAUCUCAACGAGUACUUCGUACCCGAGCUGGCUGCCAAGCCCACCGGGCUGAAGCUCAAGGGCCCCAAGGCGGCCAAGAAGAAGGCGGCGGCGAAGCAGAAGGUCGUCGAUGGCGGAGGCAGCGAGCCGGAGGAUGACGACGCCUCGAGUGAUGACAUGGAGGACUGGUUCUCAGACUCUGACGAGGAGAGCGGAAAGCCGAAGAAAGAGAGAGCGGCUUUUAAGGCCAGCGAGGACCCGCAGAGCCGCGCGGCCAAGGAUGCGCGGCGGCGCGGCCGGCGAGCGCUGCCCGUGCACGCUGCGGUUCACACUCUCGCACCGCAGCGCGCAGCAUUCAGCGCUGCCUGGCUUGCUGUGCUGCUGGUCAAGACCGUCGAUGGCAAGCACGUCGGCGGUGAUGUCCCGCUUGCGCUGUCGCACGAGGUGCUCGUGCGCUUCCACGCGCAGAUCCUGCCGCACAUGGUCAAGCCGCGUCUGAUAGUUGACUGGCUCGUCGAGUGUCUCGAGGCAGGUGGCGCAACCUCGCUGCUCGCUCUGAAUGGCCUGUAUACGCUGAUGAUCGAGCACAACCUGCUCUACCCGUCCUUCUACACGAAGCUCUACACGCUCCUGCUGGCCGCACCCCCGUUCAUGCACGUGCGCUACCGCGCGCGCUUCCUGCGUCUGCUCGACACCUUCCUCUCCUCCUCGCAUCUCUCCGCCGCGCUCAUCGCCAGCUUCGCCAAGCGCCUCUCGCGCGCCGCCCUGCGCGCGCCGCCGGCUGCGGCCGUGACCGUCGUGCCGUUUGUGUGGAACUUGUGCAAGCGGCACAAGAGCUGCAUGGAGAUGAUUCACCGCGAGGUGGAUGGUGACCGUCUCAGCGCAGGCCCGGCCGGCAUCGAGGACACGUACGACCCGACAGAGGAAGACCCUCACAAGACUGGCGCGCUGCAGUCGUCGCUCUGGGAGCUCGCGGCGCUGGGUGCUUCGGCUGCCGCGGCUCAGAAUCAGGGCCUGGAGGCUCACGCCGGCGGAGAGGCGCACUACCUGCAGGGUGUGAGCACGAUGGCUCGCAUCCUGGCCGAGCCCUUCACCAAGGAGCGCUGGGACCUCGAGGACUUCCUCGACGUGACGUACGGCACGCUCUUCGAGACCGAGACGAAGCGCACGCUGCAGCCUCCGCGUCCGAAGGCCAACGGCGAGGUGCGCGUUCUGCCGGCGCCUGCGCUGGCAUAUGCGCUGCCGGAGAGCGCCUUCCCUUCGCUCGAGAAGCAUGCGCUCUUUGCUGCAGCCCAGACUGCCGGCAAGAAGCACGCACGCGCGGAUGGCGCUGCGGAGGAAGACGAGGAGGAGAAGGAGGCCAGAGAGGCGAUGGACGAGGUCAACAAGGCACAGAAGCGCGACACGCGCGACGUGUGCGCGCGGCUAUGGGCCUACUAGGCGGCUCAAUGAGGAUGCUUUCUGCUGGC